Bactrocera latifrons is the source of this 971-nucleotide messenger RNA. RefSeq lists its product as uncharacterized. The coding region runs from base 93 to 935 and encodes 280 amino acids. The transcript is spliced from 3 exons. The record is from RefSeq and is a predicted model, not a curated record. NCBI's taxonomy places the organism in Eukaryota, Metazoa, Arthropoda, Insecta, Diptera, Tephritidae.
AAUAAAAAAUACGAUCAACUGCAUCUGAAAUCGGCUGAAAUGUAUAAAAAAUUUAGUAGAAAAACGUACCUAAAAGUAUUUUUCUUUCUAUCAUGAUAACAGACAGCGAUUUCAUUUUGGCGAUUAAAUUAUAUCCUGAGCUUUAUCAGAUUGAUAAAGAAAAUAUCGCUGAUGCUGAAGAAAGGAAUAAAGAGUUAUGGUCGCAGUUUGCCCGAGACCAUCAACUUAAAAAUGGUACUGCAGCAAAGCUUAAAUGGUCCCAAAUAAUUUCGCAAUAUGUAUCUUUUCUGAUGUAUGGCACACCUUUCCACUUUGAAAAGGAAAUGCAAUUUAUGCAGAUGCCACUGCUAGGUGCUGGACUUGAAGAUAAUCAAUCUGACUCCGAUAUUGACGAGACAGAAUUAAGAAGGGUUCUAAAGAUUUUUGAAGACUUUCCAACUGAUAUUAUAAAACAAAAUAUUAGGACUUCUGCUACAAAUAUAAUAGCCUCAAAGAAGCGUUCCCUAGUCAAGGGACAAGGAAGUGAAUUGAAUAAAGCAGAUUUUGUAAAGUUCAAUUCAACUGUUACAAAUACGGAAAAACAUUAUGAAACAGAUAUAUUGGACUUAAAUAAUUAUAAUAAAAACGAGAGCGAAGUAAAAGUUGAAUUAGCAGUGAAUAAACUAAGCAGUAAGCAAAACGGACUGAACACUAUGGUUAGCACGGAAAAUAUGUUAACGGCUUUUACAGCAACCACUCAUGCACAGGCAGCUAUUAAGUGUAGUGAAGACACUGGAUCUCCUGGGGGUUUCUCAAGCCUGACUUCACUGGAACUUAUUUUCCUCGGUUAUGCUAAAGUAUUGCAGCGAAUGCCAUUACGAUUGCAGCUGCAGACUAAACGUAAAAUCGCAGAUAUUAUGGAUGAGGCAGAAUUAAAAUUGUUUGAAGACAAAUGAAAUAAUUGAGAAAAUAAAGUUUUUCUUUGAAAAUGA